AUGGCCAGAAACAACAACAACAACCAAGUUCCCGAUCCCUUCCACCUCGAUCCACUCAUUCAUGCUGCCAUAGCUAACGGGCAGAAUCGGAACCGACGGGAAGGACAAGAGUCCAAUGCUGACGAGCAAGGGAGGCCAAGGCAUGAAAUCUCUCAACCUGCCAGAAACGAGCAAGCUCAAAUCCAAAACAACGAGGCUGACUCUAAGGACGGGCAUCCCACUUCCUCCUUCACUCAUACCUCCCAAAGACAAGAGACCCAGUAUGAGAACAACCAUGAGCAAGUCGACAUCCCCGAGGAUGCCGACCCUACGACCGUUCUCCUGCUCGCGGCUCUAAAAAAGAUCAACCGCCUCAUUCAACAACAGAGUGAACGAAUUGAUAAGCUGGAAAGGAAGCGACGAUCACGAUCUCCCCUGUGGAGGCACUACCGAUCACGCUCUUCCUCGUCCUCACGCUCCCCACCGAGGAGGCAUCGCCGACGUUCGCCCUCAUCUUCACGCUCUCCGCCUAAGAGGUAUCGCCGCCGAAGAUCCAACUCCCGCUCCCCUCGAUGA
Vicia villosa (hairy vetch) is the source of this 555-nucleotide messenger RNA. RefSeq lists its product as uncharacterized. Bases 1 to 555 code for a protein of 184 amino acids. The record is from RefSeq and is a predicted model, not a curated record. NCBI's taxonomy places the organism in Eukaryota, Viridiplantae, Streptophyta, Magnoliopsida, Fabales, Fabaceae. The transcript has a single exon.